AUGGAGGCUGUUGACAGAGUACAAAGAGGAAACACCCAUCAAGGGAGGCCGUCAGACGAAGUUAUGAAGGACCAGUUUGUUAAUAUGAAAUUGAUUGGGAGAAACUCUUUGUCAUGGGUUCUUACUACAGUGUAUGAGAGUCCCAAAAAAAUUAAUCGCAGAGGUCUAUGGAAUAAUCUCAAAAACAUCAGUAAUAAUAUGGAGCUUCCUUGGUGUGUAAUAGAGAAUUUUAAUGCUUUCUUACAUGAUCUUGAAAGGAAGGGUAGCUCGGGUCUUAGAAGCCAAGGUGCAUGCACUGAAUUUCAAGAUUGUAUGUUUGACCGCGGGCUUACAGAUUUGGGCUAUGAUGGGUGGCCGUUUACUUGGCGUAGAGGGAAUUUGGUGGAAUGGCUUGACAGGGGCUUAGGCAAUAUUACUUGGCAGAUAAGAUUUUCGGAUGCCAAGAUUAAACACUUAUCCAUGCUAAAAUCUGAUAAUUCUCCUCUUUGCCUUCAAAUUUCCACUAUGCCUCCUCCGAAUAGGGAGAGAAUACCGUUCAAGUUCUUGGCCUCUUGGCUUUUCCAUCCUGAUUUUAGUAAUGUGAUAAGUAAUAAUUGGAGGAUGUUUGGUUCCUGGCCUCUUGGCUUUUCCAUCCUGAUUUUGGUAAUGUGA
Messenger RNA from Arachis ipaensis, 651 nucleotides. RefSeq lists its product as uncharacterized. The record is from RefSeq and is a predicted model, not a curated record. NCBI's taxonomy places the organism in Eukaryota, Viridiplantae, Streptophyta, Magnoliopsida, Fabales, Fabaceae.